Clonostachys rhizophaga is the source of this 1203-nucleotide messenger RNA. Lineage: Eukaryota; Fungi; Ascomycota; Sordariomycetes; Hypocreales; Bionectriaceae. The record is from the annotation of a GenBank genome assembly.
AUGGCCUCCUUCCCGUCAUACGCCUCGUUCUACUUUGCGCGCGGCGCCCUGUCGUCAAUCAACCUCAUCGCCUCGUUCGUCAUGUGGAUCAUGUCUCUCGUCAAGCUCCGGACCAACAAGGACCCUGCCCGAACAGCAUUCUUGUGGCAGAGGAUAUCCUUUGGCUUCUUCACUCUAUUCUGUAUCUUCGAUGCUGCCUACUACCUCUGGAUCCCAUUCUACAGAAACUACGGCUAUGGGUCGACCAAUACCAUCAGCACGACCCUCGGUCCCCUUGGCUCACUCUGGUACAAUAUCGCCGACAUCCUGAUCCUCAUGGCCCUCGUGCGCCUCAAUAACGGAAUCUCGAUCGUGGGAGCUAAGCAGCCGACCUCACUACCGAAGAUCCUGAAGAACGUCUCCUGGGGCGCAUUCGGCAUCCUCCUCGCCCUCGCAAUCGCCUUGUUCGCAACGUCGAUAGCUCUCAGGUUUACAUACGUAUAUGGAUAUAGCAUCAAUUUGUACCGUCUUGGGACGGCCUUCUAUGCCCUCAUGUUUGUCAGCAGCGUGUUCGUCCUGGCACAAACCAUCUAUGUGUUCGUUGUUGCUCGCAGCGAAUCCCAUGUUGCUGAGGCCUCGAUAUAUUCCCUCGUUUGCGCCAUUCUGUACUUCAUGCACCAACUGUAUGAGUUGAUCAUUGUUACCACACUCACCAUUGAGGGCUAUUACCUGCCCAUCACCGAAGUCGUCUUCUCGCUCUGGCCCAUGUUCAUCAUCCUCGUCCUCAUUUUCGUCCUGGGGUCCCGGAGGACAAGCCCGCUGUAUUCUAACGGCGCACAGCAGCAGUCAGCAGCCUUCAUGCCCGCGCCGGCCGGCGCCCAGCCAGCCUUUUACACCGUCAAUGGGGUCACCUACGCCGUCCAGCCUCCCGUGAUGCAGCAGGCCUACAUGCCGCCUCAGCAUCCUCCUCAACAAGCCUACAACCCCCAGGGAGCUGCCCCCGAGCAGUAUCAGCAGCCGUACCCUCCGCAGACAUACCAACAGCCUCCCCCCAACCAAGGCAUGUAUGUGGUGCCCCCUGAGUUGUCCGCUCCCAACUCCUACGGACACGCGGGACAGCCACAGCACCAGGCCUACGAAGCGUACAAGGCCGAGGACCACAGCCCAUCUCCUCCAUCGGUGGGCGGCGCUCCUCCACCUCCAGCACCUGCCCGGGUGGCCUAG